CUUGCGCCUUCCGUCACUGUACCUGCAGCUCGCGACUUCGCGUUUCUUCACUCACUCACUUCCCUUCCCUCCCCUCCCACCACCAAACAUCCACAACAUGCCGCCCCGGAAGAAGGCAAAGGCGAGUGCAGCUUCAACGCCUCUGCGCGACACUCAGCCCCAAACACCCCAAGAUUCUGGCGUUGUGCAGUCGCAAGAUGAGCUGCUCAGCGACCCGUGGGCCGACGAGCAGGAGACACAGCUUCUGAAAAGCAUGAUGAAGUGGAAGCCGACGGGCAUGCACAAGCACUUUCGCAUGAUUUCCAUCCAUACCGACAUGCGCUCGCACGGCUUCGCUAGUGACGACGCUCCUCACACGCGCAUUCCCGGUGUCUGGAAGAAGCUGUCGCAGCUAUACGAUCUGGACGCCCUCGAUACGCGCGAGAACGAGUUCGCUUUCUCCGAAGACCCCGACCCGCUAGACCCCGACGACGCCAACCACAUGCCCGAAUUCGAGCUGCCAGAAGACGACUAUGGCAAGCUCAUGUGGGACCAGCGCUUCCAUCGUGAAUCUUCUGCCGCCGACUCAUCGCCACCUAUGACGCCUAUCCAAAAAUACAAAGACCUCUAUGCGCCAGGCAUCGGCCUGCUAAAAGACCUCCCAGAUGGCGUGCACUCGCAAAAGGCUGAGAGUGUGACUGAAGCUACACCCGUACCUAAGAACGCAAAGAACACAAGGACUGGAAAAGCUACAAAGGGCGGAAAGAAUACCAAGGCUGGAGCCAAUGCUGCAAAGAACAGUAAGGCCCAGAGCACCGUAUCUGAAUCCGCAGAAGAAGAGGAUGAAGAUGAUGACGAUGAGGAAUCUAGUCCCGAGUCCGAAGAAGACAGUGCGCCGACCACUCGCAGAACGAAUCGCGCGAAACCAAAGCCAGCGCCAAAGAGAACAAGAAAAAGGUAGACAACUGCAAUGUGGGCUUGGGCAAGGCGUUUGGAUUUAUUGAUACCCGGGUUCCGUGUGUUCUGUCGCAACAACACUUGAGCACGUGGAAGAGAAGCGUUUGAUCGUUCUCGAAUACACGUGUCAUUCGUACCGCCUCAGGUGAUUGGUCGAUCACAUCUCACAGCAUUGGGCG
Molecule: messenger RNA, 1115 nt
Organism: Alternaria rosae
Lineage: Eukaryota; Fungi; Ascomycota; Dothideomycetes; Pleosporales; Pleosporaceae
Product: chromatin modification-related protein EAF7-domain-containing protein
Exons: 2
Coding region: 98-940 (280 amino acids)
Biological process (GO): regulation of transcription by RNA polymerase II
Cellular component (GO): NuA4 histone acetyltransferase complex; nucleus
Source: RefSeq, a predicted model, not a curated record